Molecule: messenger RNA, 4531 nt
Organism: Austrofundulus limnaeus
Lineage: Eukaryota; Metazoa; Chordata; Actinopteri; Cyprinodontiformes; Rivulidae
Gene: pde11al
Product: phosphodiesterase 11a, like
Exons: 20
Coding region: 201-3029 (942 amino acids)
Biological process (GO): signal transduction
Molecular function (GO): 3',5'-cyclic-nucleotide phosphodiesterase activity; protein binding
Source: RefSeq, a predicted model, not a curated record
AGAGACGCAACUCUGAAUCUUCUCCUUUGACUGACAGCUGCAGCACCGUCCUCAUUCCUCAUUAAUUUGGUGUCAAUAAAAUGACUCUUUUUGGCCUGUUUCACUCACAGUCUUUCAGGGAAGAGUUGGAGAUGGGAGCGAAUGGAUAAGUGUUCUCGGAGCAGAUUGUUAGAGCAGUUUUUUUUCCUCCCAUCACCAUCAUGACCGCCUUAGACUUCUCGGAUGUAGAGGCUUUUCUGGACAGCCACCCGGAUCUGUUCGAGGAGUACAUGGUUCGGAGAGCGAAGUGCAACCAGGUGAGCAGGUGGCUGAGGGAGCACCAGCCGUCCAAAGGGUCCACUGUGGCGGAGGAGGAGAAGCGGGGCGCAGCCGCGGGGGCUGCCGGUGCUCCGGAUCCGUUGUGGCCGACCGGCGGCGACGCGCUCCGGCGCAGGUCCUCUCACAUGGAGCUGCGCCGGAGCUUCGCCCGCUCCAAGGCAACCACCGCGCACCACACCUACGACGAGCACGUGAGCCUGAGCGAGCACGACGAGACCCAGUCCAGCGUCCGGCGCCGCGCUCUCCUGCGCAAAGCCAGCUCUCUGCCGCCGACCACUGCGCACAUCCUGAGCGCGCUGCUGGAGUCCCGUGUCAACGUGCCCCAGUACGCGUCCAGCGCCAUCGACUACAAGUACAGACUGAAAGAAACCAACGAGCGGGAGUUCUUCCUGGAGCUGGUGAAGGACGUGUCCAACGAGCUGGACCUGACCCACCUGAGCUACAAGAUCCUGAUCAACGUGUGCAUCCUGGUGGACGCGGACAGGUGCUCGCUCUUCCUGGUAGAGGGACCCGCUCAAAAGAGGACACUCGUGUCCAAGUUCUUCGAUGUCCACUCGGGGACCACGGUCAGACCUUCAUCCAGCACUCUGAACUCCAAUGAAGUGCAGGUGCCAUGGGGGAAAGGGAUCAUUGGAUACGUGGCAGAGCAUGGAGAGACUGUGAACAUCUCGAACGCAUACGAGGACCACCGCUUCAGUGAUGAGAUCGACAAGUUAACAGGCUACAAGACUCAGACCAUCCUCUGCAUGGCCAUCUGCAACAGCGACGGGGAAGUCAUAGGGGUCGUCCAAGCUAUCAACAAGAACCCUAUGGGCACCCCUUUCACGGAGGACGAUGAGAAGGUGCUGCAGAUGUAUCUGCCGUUCUGUGGAAUAUCGAUUUCCAAUGCCAAGUUGUUUUCGGAGUCUCGUAAGGAGUAUGAAAGGAGCAGGGCGCUGUUGGAGGUGGUCAACGACUUGUUUGAAGAGCAGACCGACCUGGAGAAGAUUGUCAGGAAGAUCAUGCAGCGAGCGCUGACCCUGCUGCAGUGUGAACGCUGCUCUGUGCUCCUGCUGGAGGACAUCGAUUCACCUGUGGUGAAGUUCUCCAAGACGUUUGAGCUCAUGUCUCCUUUGUGCAACAUUGACAGAGACAUCAACAUGGAGAAGUUAUCCUGCUCUGAUUGGCUGAUCAAUAAUAGCAUCGCUGAGCUAGUGGCUUCCACAGGGCUGCCUGUUAACAUCAGCGACGUCUGUCAGGACCCACGCUUCGAUGCUGAGGCAGAUCAGGCCUCAGGGUUUCACAUCAGGUCGGUGUUGUGCGUUCCCAUCUGGAAUCGAACUCAUCAGAUAAUCGGUGUUGCUCAAAUUUUGAACCGCUUGGACAGGAAGACAUUCAAUGAUGCAGAUCAGAGGCUGUUUGAGGCGUUUGUAAUAUUCUGUGGACUUGGGAUCAACAACACGAUGAUGUACAACCAAGUGAAGAAGACAUGGGCCAAACAGUCCGUAGCACUGGAUAUGCUGUCUUACCAUGCUACCUGCUCCAAAGUAGAAGUUGACAGGCUUAAGGCUGCUAAGAUCCCCCUGAGCAGYGAGCUGGGCAUCGACGAGUUCCACUUCAACGACUUCUCCCUGGACAGCGACGCAAUGAUCACCGCCUCGCUCAGGAUGUUUCUGGAACUUGGUGUGGUCCAGAAGUUUAAAAUUGACUACGAGGUUCUGUGCCGCUGGCUUCUGACUGUGAGGAAGAACUAUCGAACUGUGGCGUACCACAACUGGAGGCAUGCUUUCAAUGUGUCACAGUGCAUGUUUGUCAUGAUCACAACAACAACUUUCCAAGACGUCCUGUCAGACGCAGAGAUCCUGGCGCUGAUGGUCGGCUGUUUGUGCCACGACUUGGACCACCGAGGCACAAACAACGCAUUCCAAGCCAAGACCGGCUCGGCUCUGGCUCUCCUCUACGGGACAUCAGCCACCCUGGAGCAUCAUCACUUCAACCACGCAGUUAUGAUCCUACAAAGUGAGGGUCACAAUAUCUUUGCAAACCUCAGCUCCAAAGAAUACAGCAACAUGAUGCAAAUAUUAAAGCAGGCAAUUCUCUCGACAGACCUUACUUUGCACUUUGAGCGCAGAACAAAGUUUUUUGAGCACGUUCUGUCUAGUGAAUUCAGCUGGAGCAUUGAAGAACACAGAGGGCUUCUCAGGUCUAUGUUGAUGACUGCGUGUGAUUUGGGAGCCGUCACUCGUCCGUGGAAGAUUUCGAAACAGGUUGCAGAGCUGGUGACGAGUGAAUUCUUUGAACAAGGAGACAGGGAGAGGUCUGAGCUUAAAUUAACCCCAGCCGCCAUCUUUGAUCGUAAUCGUAAAGAUGAACUACCUGCCUUACAGCURGAAUGGAUUGAUGGGAUCUGUAAACCUCUUUAUCAGGCGCUGCUGAAGCUCAACAGGAAACUGCAGCCGAUGGUGGACGGGAUAAAUGCCAAUCGGGAGAAGUGGCAGGAGCUCUGCUUUACCAGCCAGCAGAUGUGCCGAGUCUCCUUGUCCAGUCAGAGUACCGACCCGGGUCAGAACACUAAGUCCAGUGACGAGGCGGAAACCACACAACUGCCGGAGACAACGGGGAAAGUGAACCACGUUAACAACGCAAAGUUUGGGUCAAAGUCUGAGUGCAGUGAUGCUUUAAGAUGCAGCACAAACAAAGAUGCAAACACAACGUCUGCAGGGAAAAAGUAGAGCUUUUUUAUGGCUCACGCUGAUUUUUAUUAUAUAUCUAAGACAAGCACCACCACCCCAAAYUAACUAGGAAAUGAAACCUUUUUUUGUCAGCUACCUGCUUCUGCCAAACAUCACUGUGCUGAACUCAGGAGUCAUGUUGGUGUUUUUGAAGGGCAUCGCYCCUGUUUGUGUUCACACAUCAGAAACUGAAACCAAAGAGGGCCUCAUAGGUCACAGUAAAGGCCCAAUGAAAUGCCUUUUUCUAAACAAAAAUAUGAAGUAAACACUGUGGCGCAUCACAGAAAUGAAUGUAGUCUGGAGCAUAAUCAUGUUCCUGAAUGUAAACUGUCUUUUUGUUSUUAAAUGUUUGACUGCAUGGCCUUAAUUCAGCAUUUCUUGAUGAGUUAUUUGACAACUUUAGUAACUUGUUGCAUGUAUGUCACAUCUGUUAAUACUCCCUUAUUUCAUGUACGUACAUUACCUUUAAAUUCUUUGACAUGAGGGGAAAAAAAUACCUUUGGCAUUUAUUUGGUGGCCUGAAACAUGCUUACUCCAAUUUUCUGUUUUAGUUUUUUGCAGUGGUGGGCACAGCUCCACUAAUUCGCUAACAACUAAUAGCAAAGCUAACUUUCUGAAUUAGCUUCUUCGCUAACUUCAGAAACUGUUAACGAACCAAUUAUGCUUCUGCUAAAAUGAGUGCUAACYUAAAGUCCACUAACAAAAACAWCUGUCCCCUGACACAUGUAGCGCUGCACGCCUGCAACACAUGCUUUGUGUUUGCGUGUAGCAUCUUUAGCAUUUUCRAAUUCAACUGCUCGAAAUUUUAUCUGUGUUUCGUGGAAGAAGAAAUGUUUUAUGAGCUUUUAACCAAUAUACUGACAUUUUUGUGGAUAUCACACAUCUAUGUUUAAAUUACAAAUCUUGAGAUCAAAGUUAACGUUAGAUUUCAUUCAUUUUCUACCUGUUUAGUAGUUUAGCAUUUGCAAAGCUAAUUUUGUAGUUAGCAGAUUGUUGGUUAGCAAAGCUAGCUUUUUUGUUAGCUGCGCCCACCACUGUUUUUUUAACAUGUAAUAUUUUGCAACAAGUUUUUUUCUUCUUUUACUCACUUGGGUAAAUCAAACAGGUUCAAAUUUAAGUGUUCAGUUUAAUGUCAGAUAUACUGUAGUUUUGUUGWUAUUCUAGGCUCUUUUACUGCUCUAGCUUACACUCAGCAGCAUAAAUACAACCUUGAGUUUCAGAUGAAGCAAAACUUGACAAUGCCUUGAAAAGUUUCAUAUGUUUAUACAAUGUUAGACUGACUAAAUGAACAUAUGUGCAUCCAUUUGUUUGGUUUUGCACRUUGAUUCUGUUAAAUCUGCAUGUUUGAUGUUAACUCUAAACAUCCCAAUGCCUUUGACUGCCCCAAGAGAUUUGCUUUGCAUGCGAGUGCUGUAUUGAAAACACUAUACUGUCUUGUUAUGUACUAAUUUAUUCCCACUUUACUAUUUCUGUUAUUUGGAUUAAAAAAAUAAUUCACCCAU